Messenger RNA from Arctia plantaginis, 1239 nucleotides. The record is from the annotation of a GenBank genome assembly. Lineage: Eukaryota; Metazoa; Arthropoda; Insecta; Lepidoptera; Erebidae.
AUGUUGAAAGCAGUUAUUCUAAUUGGAGGGCCUCAAAAAGGUACCCGUUUCCGGCCCUUAUCUCUUGAUACACCAAAGCCACUGUUCCCUAUAGCAGGCCUGCCUCUAAUACAGCACCACAUUGAAGCUUGUGCAAAGCUGGAGGCUUGCAAAGAGAUCUUGAUCAUAGGCUCCUACACCACUAGUCAUAUGCAGCAGUUUGUCACAGACAUGGCUAAGGAAUACCAUGUUAUUAUCAGAUACCUACAGGAAUUCACUGCCCUUGGAACUGGAGGAGGUUUGUAUCACUUCAGAGACCAAGUGCGCGCUGGUAACCCUACUGCCUUCUUCUUGCUCAAUGGUGAUGUGUGUGCUGACUUCCCACUGAAAGACUUGUGGCAUUUCCAUGAAGAGAAGCCAAAUGCAUUAGUAACGAUAAUGGGCACUGAAGCAACACGCCAGCAGUCUGUCCACUACGGUUGUAUGGUCUGCGAGUCCGGUAGUAAAUCAGUAACCCAUUAUGUUGAGAAGCCCAACAGUUAUGUUUCCACGUUGAUCAAUUGUGGUGUGUAUGUGUGCUCGCUUCAAGUUUUCCAUACUAUGGCAGACGCGUUUCAGAAGAAGCAGGAUAGGUUUUACAGUGGCAAUGGGCACAGUAACCCCGGCUAUAUGUCAUGGGAGCAAGAUGUGUUGGCACCUCUGGCAGGAACUAAUAAAUUGUAUGCUAUGCAGGUAAAUAACUGGUGGUCUCAAGUAAAAACGGCCGGUUCAGCGAUAUACGCAAAUCGUCACUAUCUGGAGUUGCACAAGGAGCGUACGUGUACCAACGCAACGUGCACGGUAUUACCCGACGUGUUCGUGCAUCCAACUGCCACCGUGGACCCCACGGCUGUUAUCGGUCCGAACGUGUCAAUCGGCGCUGGCGUCACAAUAAAAGCCGGUGUUCGGAUCAAGGAGUCCAUCGUACUGAACAAUGCUACCAUCAACGAACACGCAUUAGUCAUGUAUUCAGUUGUGGGUCAAGAAGCAUCAGUGGGCGAGUGGUCCCGCGUAGAAGGCACUCCUUCAGAUCCUGAUCCCAAUAAGCCGUUCGCGAAGAUGGACAACACUCCACUUUUCAACACUGAUGGAAGACUGAACCCUUCUAUAACAAUAUUAGGUGCAAGUGUGGUAGUGCCUGCUGAGACGAUCCUCCUCAACUCAAUAGUGUUGCCACAUAAACAUCUAACAAGGAGUUUUAAACACGAAAUCAUAUUAUAG